CUCAGUAGCAGAGCUCCUGCCAAAAAGCUACGCAUACUUGUCAGCAUGUGCAGCCUUCGAGAUUCAACUAGCUUCCCCCGUGCCCGGCCGGCACUCAUGGCUCAGAGAGAUAUGGGGAUAAGGGUGCCCCCCGAGGCAACAGGGCUGUACCGAGCCAUGCUGGUCAAAUCAGCUUCGUUGUACUCUGAAAUGCAGAGGGAUAGAACAGAGAGAGCUGGGGGAGUCAUCGCCCAUCCGGACUACAAGGAUUGGAACGCAGAACUCAUCAAACCCAAGAAGCUGACGAAUCCUGUCAAAGCCUCCAGAAGUCACCAGGAGCUCCACAGGGAGCUCCUCAUGAACCACAGAAGAGGCCUGGGAGUGGACAGCAAGCCGGAGCUGCAGCGGGUCCUGGAGCACCGGCGGCGGAAUCAGCUGCUUAGGCUGAAGAAGGAAGAGGAAGAGGCCAAGAAACUCAAGUCGCCAUUCGAACAGGAGCUGCUGAAGAGACAGCAACGCCUGGAGGAGAUGGAAAAAGAAACCAGAAAGGAAGAAGACCAGGCCCCUGAGUUUAUUAAAGUGAAAGAAAAUCUUCGGCGUAUUGCCACAAUAGCGGGGGAGGAGCAAGUCUAGCAGGUGAGGACAGAGCUACGUGGCAUUCACUAGGACUCCCGGAGCCUCGACCCCAGCAGCAUCCACACCCACCUGUACCCCGGCAUCUCUGUGUACCACAUGGACAUCGGCAACCAGACCUUUGGGACUCCCUCCUCACACUAACGCUUGCUCCAAAAUGCCUCGUGCUGGCUCUGGGUCCAGAACAGGGUCGUUUUAAUGGUCAAUGUACAUGUAGCACUUCCUAGUAGGACUCUUCCCAUGAGGAUGGCCAAGGCGCCACUGCCAGGGCCUCUCCUCCCUGCAGGCACACUAACAUCUAGAUCUCUUCUCUCUCAGUAACAACUCCCAGGUGUAUUCUGAGCAAAGAUCUGACCACAUCUGUUGAAGGAGAGGGAAGGCCCACACCCAAGUGUUUUUGUCUGAAGGGAAAGCUUGAGACUUAGUGAACCAGAUGUCAUUGACAUUAUCAGCUUGAGAGUCACAGCGGUCACUUAGUGAUGGCCUCUCUGUGGUCUGCCCCUCGCUGAUCCACAGAAACGACCUGGGCUUGAAUCUGCCCAGGGACUGUAAGCUAAGAUGUCCUGAUCAGAGCCUGGCCUCGCCUGGUCAAAAUAAAGCUGCCAAGUGUUUGGAAGCCUGAGUUCCCAUUUCCCCCUAGACUGGCCAGCCGUAGGGCUUGAAGUCAGCAGCAUGGAGAUGAUCAUUCUCGGGGUCAGGAUCAGCCACACCUGCUCGGGGGAUGGCAUCACCCUAGGCUGUCAUGACGGGAUUACCAAGAUGCCCUCCCCAGCCCACCCCCUAGGAGCAAGCUAACCUAUCCAGUGUUCACAUCCAAUGUUCACACCUGACUUACUAGGCUCCUUCUGACCAUCCCCUCCAUUUAUAUUUCUGCCUCCUGGGGCGUCUCCUUACCCAGCCACUCCCCAACCCUGAGCUACCUGCACUCUCUCCAGUUCUGUGCCAUUCUGUGAUGCCUUGUAUUAUUGAGAAAACUGGAGAAUGUUUAUCUCCCAGGUCCCCCACCCCUGUUGCUCAAAUUGGCCCCCUAUAUUAUUAUUUCAAACAGAAUUCUGCCCAGAACACUAAAAAUGAAGACAGGAACCACACUUAAAAAACCCCCAAAACUUUAAGGGGCAGCUGGGUGGCACAGAGGAUAGAACACCGGCCCUGAAGUCAGGAG
Molecule: messenger RNA, 1774 nt
Organism: Vombatus ursinus (common wombat)
Lineage: Eukaryota; Metazoa; Chordata; Mammalia; Diprotodontia; Vombatidae
Gene: FAM107A
Product: family with sequence similarity 107 member A
Exons: 4
Coding region: 46-612 (188 amino acids)
Biological process (GO): actin filament polymerization; regulation of actin cytoskeleton organization; actin filament bundle assembly
Cellular component (GO): stress fiber; neuron projection; synapse
Source: RefSeq, a predicted model, not a curated record